Nerophis lumbriciformis (worm pipefish) is the source of this 1413-nucleotide messenger RNA. Lineage: Eukaryota; Metazoa; Chordata; Actinopteri; Syngnathiformes; Syngnathidae. The record is from RefSeq and is a predicted model, not a curated record.
AAAAUUAAAAAAUUAAAAUGGUUGGUAAAAUUAAAAGGAGAAUAUAUCAAGACCUGGAGGCCAAGGUAUUUUCUUCUGAAGAGUGAUGGUACAUUCAUUGGCUACAAAGAGCGACCGCAAGAUGUCGACCAGCUGGAAACUCCCUUAAAUAACUUCUCUGUAGCACAAUGCCAGCUGAUGAAGACAGAAAGACCUAAGCCCAAUACAUUUAUCAUCCGCUGCCUGCAGUGGACCACUGUCAUCGAGCGCACCUUUCACGUCGAGACCCCUGAGGAGAGGGAAGAAUGGACUAAAGCGAUCCAAGCUGUGGCAGAAGGGCUGCAGAAACAAGAGGAGGAGAUGAUGGAUUCCUCUCCAGAUCCCAUGGAUAUGGAGGUCUACCUUACCAAACCCAGACAAAAAGUGACUAUGCACGACUUUGAAUACCUCAAACUCCUGGGAAAAGGCACUUUUGGCAAAGUUAUCCUGGUAAAGGAGAAGGCCACAGGACGCUACUAUGCCAUGAAAAUCUUAAAGAAGGAGGUGAUCGUAGCAAAAGAUGAAGUGGCACACACACUCACAGAAAACAGAGUCCUCCAGAAUUCAAAGCACCCUUUCUUGACAGGACUGAAAUACUCUUUCCAAACACAUGACCGCCUUUGCUUUGUCAUGGAAUAUGCCAACGGUGGCGAGCUUUUCUUCCACCUUUCAAGGGAUCGUGUAUUCUCAGAGGAGCGUGCUCGGUUCUAUGGUGCAGAGAUCGUGUCUGCGCUUGACUACCUGCAUGCUGAAAGAAACGUAGUCUACCGAGAUCUAAAGUUGGAAAAUCUGAUGCUGGAUAAAGAUGGACACAUAAAGAUAACAGAUUUUGGCCUCUGUAAGGAGGGGAUCAAAGAUGGUGCCACCAUGAAAACAUUUUGUGGAACGCCAGAGUACCUUGCUCCUGAGGUACUUGAGGACAACGACUACGGCCGUGCUGUGGACUGGUGGGGCCUUGGUGUGGUGAUGUACGAGAUGAUGUGUGGCAGGCUUCCUUUCUACAACCAGGACCAUGAGAAGCUGUUUGAACUCAUCCUCAUGGAAGACAUCCGCUUCCCACGGACACUAGGUCCAGAGGCACGCUCACUGCUCUCUGGACUCCUCAAGAAAGACCCCAUGCAGAGGUUAGGUGGUGGCCCAGAUGAUGCCAAGGAAAUAAUGCAGCACAAGUUCUUUGCCGGGAUUGAAUGGCAAGACGUUUACGAGAAAAAAUUGGUCCCGCCCUUCAAGCCCCAAGUUACCUCGGAGACGGACACGAGAUAUUUUGAUGAGGAGUUCACUGCACAAACCAUCACAAUUACGCCACCUGGACAAGACGACAGCAUGGAGUCUUUUGACAGUGAGCGGAGACCUCACUUCCCUCAGUUCUCCUACUCUGCUAGUGGAGUGGCCUGA